Messenger RNA from Cercospora beticola, 1658 nucleotides. NCBI's taxonomy places the organism in Eukaryota, Fungi, Ascomycota, Dothideomycetes, Mycosphaerellales, Mycosphaerellaceae. The record is from RefSeq and is a predicted model, not a curated record.
CUCAUCAGUCAUGGUCAAGGAAGAGCUCCAAUGCUGUCGAGGGUGCCACCGUCCCGAUGGAUAAGUAGACCUUUCCUACACUCUUUGUCUGCUCGUCCCUCCAUUCCGCCGUCAAUAGCAGGAAUCAGCUCUCCCAUCGUAUCUGCUGGGAAUUCUGUUGCUACCAUCAUCUCAGUGCGCAGGCUCACAAUGGCCGCUACUGACAACAAGCCAAAAGGCCAUGCCAAUGGCGUCAAUGGCUUCCACAGCAACAACUGGGACACUACCACUCCCAUCUCGGCAUUCGAUUUCAGAAGCGAUACCAUUACUACGCCGAAUAGUCGCAUGCUCGAGGCCAUUGCAGCCACGACUCUCGCCGACGAUGUGUUCCAAGAAGACCCUACCACGAACGAGCUCGAACAGCUCAUCACCAGGUUAACGGGCAAAGAAGCCGCGUUGUUUGUCCUCUCAGGCACGAUGGGCAACCAAGUGGCCAUUCGCACACAUCUGACUGGCCCACCACAUGGCGUCGUGGCAGAUCAUCGAGCACAUAUUAUCGAAUGGGAAGCUGGCGGCGUUGCUUCCCUCUCCGGGGCCAUGUGCAAAGGAGUAAUACCGAGCAAUGGGAAAUACCUGACGCUGGAAGACGUACAGAAGGCGGUGGACUUGAGAGAUGACAUACAUGGCUGUCCAACCAAGUUGAUCAGUUUGGAGAACACACUGGGAGGUGUUAUCUACCCACUGGACGAAAUUCGUCGCAUCAGUGCCUGGGCUCGUGAGCACAAGAUCAUUAUGCAUCUGGACGGCGCAAGGCUUUGGGAAGCAGUCGCUGCUGGGUCAGGCAGUCUCGUGGACUACUGUGCAUGCUUCGACAGCGUGAGUUUGUGUUUCUCCAAAGGUCUCGGAGCGCCCGUGGGCAGCAUGAUCGUAGGCACCAAGGCCUUCCGGGAACGAUCUCGUUGGAUCCGAAAGAUGAUCGGUGGAGGCAUCCGACAGGCCGGUGUACUUACUGCUGCCGCACGCGUCGCAGUAGAAGACACAUUCCUCGGCGGCAAGCUGCAAGUCUGUCACGAACGGGCACGACAGAUUGCAGCAUUAUGGAAGAGCUACGGGGGCAAGACGAGCCAUCCCGUGGAGACGAACAUGGUCUGGCUCGAUGUCGAAGCGGCAGGCCUACCAAUCGACAAAUUCAUCGAGCUGGGCCAGAAAGCUGGUCUACGCUUACUCGGAGGACGUCUCGUCGUUCACCACCAAAUCGGCGAAGCCGCAAUCGAACGACUCGACAACCUCUUCCAAGCGGUAUUCAAAGGAAAAGAGUUACACGGCGUGGUGGAAUUUUCAGCAUCAAGUCUGAAAUCAGCGAUUGAUCCCGAAAGGGAAGGUCAAGGUCAUUCCUAUGGGUGAUCGUUUUCCUCUACUUGUCAGGCGUGAUCCUCUCAAGUCGUCCCAGCCGACAUCGAAACUGUGCGAGAUGGCGAUCCGAGAGCCCCUCCAGUCGAGGGAACCCGAUCGCAUGCGUAUCUUCCCCGUUGAAGAGCAGAGACACAGGAUGCUGCUGCUGAUACAGAACCUGGAGACUCACGGCAUUUAUUCAAGCGCAUUGGCGCAUCAGCGGUAACUACAAAUUAUUGUUGAGAACCACUGACCGAGUUACAGCUGCAGCGUGGGCACGAAUAGGU